UACUAACAUGUCAUAAAAAUAUCGCUUUUAUACAAAAAUUGUUAUAUCGUUCGUUCAAAGAAAGGUUAAAAUGCGCAUCGGUAUGUGGAAAUAUGUAUUUUUACUUGUUGCAGUUGCUGCAUAUUCCUUUGGAGGUGAUCUUAGUGUUUCAGAACAAGGACAGAAUUACAACUUUUUGGUAAAGAUGGUGAGAAAAGACACAAAAGAAAAAGUAGCCGUCGGUACCCUGUUAUCUCCUACCCAUGUUUUGACUUCAGCGAAGUUAUUGGUUUUAAGCCCAUCAAGGUAUGAAGCCAAUCUGAUGGCUCGUCAACGACGAAGAAAGCGGUUUAUGAUGGGUAUUUGGUUUUUAGAAAGCCUACUAGGUAACGUAAUUAGUGGCGCAAUAGAAUCAGCCAUGUCGCGCAGAGGCGAUAGCAUAAACCAUGAUCUGUUGAAUAAUGGCGAUGUUCAAAUCCUAACCAUAACAGUACCACAUAAAUCUCGCUCAGCUUUAACAUUUGUUAAACUAUUGAUACCUUCAGACAUCAGAUCAUCAAAAUCAUCAUGGCCUUCAGAGUGGCACACUGGGCGGUUCAAAUUCGCAGACAUGCCUUGUGAAAAUGCCACCGUUUUAGGAUUAAAACAAGGCGCUACAGUGGAUCUAAUUGGAGCGAAAAACUGUGCAGAACAAUUCAACAUCCAGUUAAAUGAAGGACAAUUCUGUAGUUUGAACAAGGAAAAUGUAUUUUGCGAUGCUUAUCAACAAGGCGGUCCAGUCAUGUGCGGCGAUUUUCAAGUUGGUAUCUUGAUUCCUGGACUUUACUGCAACGGAGAGCCACUUCAGUUUGCUUCCAUUGGAUAUUAUAUUAAUGGCAUCGCCAAAGCUAUGAAAUCACGAGAAGAUGAAAAACCACUACCAAAUGAUAAUUCAACAGUACCAACACCAACAACAACUGACAGCGAGGGAAUUUGCUUGGAACCCAAUGCAAAUAUUUUUGUUAUGUUUUUGAUUGUCAUAUUAUUGUAA
This is a messenger RNA of Ceutorhynchus assimilis (cabbage seed weevil), 1009 nucleotides long. NCBI's taxonomy places the organism in Eukaryota, Metazoa, Arthropoda, Insecta, Coleoptera, Curculionidae. The record is from the annotation of a GenBank genome assembly.